AUGCCCAGCGUCCGCCUCGGCUUCGGCCUCCUGGCGGCCCUGGCAGCGGGUGGUGCUGUCGCCCUGCUGGGCUACUGUGUCUACCUGGACCGAAGGCGGCGCAGAGACCUGGUGAUCCAGCGCUGCCAGCGGGACCAGAGAAGAGCUGGACAGCCCAAAGCCCAGGCGGAGGCCAGGCAGUUAUGGGAUCCAGCAAAGGAGAAACUACAAGAAUUUUUUUUGCAAGAGGUGCAAAUGGGAAAACUUUGUUUAGCUAGAGGAGAGCAUGGAAUGGGGGUUGAACAUCUCACCAAUGCCCUUUUAGUGUGUGGGCAACCCAAGGAACUUCUGACGUUUUACAAACACACACUCCCUCCUGAGGUAUUUCAGAUGCUACUGUACAAAAUUCCCCUUAUCUGCCAGCAACUUGAAGCAGACAUGUAUGAACAGAAGUACUUAAAGGAUUAUCCUGACUGA
Messenger RNA from Microtus ochrogaster (prairie vole), 456 nucleotides. It is a transcript of the gene Tomm20l, whose product is annotated as translocase of outer mitochondrial membrane 20 like. Gene Ontology annotation, cellular component: mitochondrial outer membrane translocase complex. NCBI's taxonomy places the organism in Eukaryota, Metazoa, Chordata, Mammalia, Rodentia, Cricetidae. The record is from RefSeq and is a predicted model, not a curated record. Gene Ontology annotation, molecular function: transmembrane protein transporter activity. Gene Ontology annotation, biological process: intracellular protein transport; protein targeting; tRNA import into mitochondrion.